AUGAAGUCUGCCAUGCAUAACUCUGCGAAACCAAGCGUCUAUGUCCCAUGGGCGAAGCCUGCACAUGUACGCAGCCUCCCGAAUGAGGAAUGUGUGUCGCCCAAGGCAAACAAUCAUUUGCCCACUCGCUGUAUCAAUGAGACUCCCUAUGCGAAAAUGCUUAGAGAAGAGGAGGAAAUGGAUUUUAUCUUCAACGUCACUGUCAGUGCGGCUAACUGGGCUUUGCUCGCUGGCUACCUGGUCGUUCCAGGCACGUUCACCUCUCUUCAAAGCUCUGAUCAGGUAGAACAUGUUUUACAAGCCAACAAAGCCGGUCGAACAGUGUUGCACACGAUCCAGAAUCCUCCAUUGCUCUCCAUUUCCUGUUGUCUCCUUCUCGGAGGUCUUGCGGCUUUCGCAUGGCUUUUGCAUUUUGCGAAGCUCAGAAGCAAUUACAUAUGGUUGAUCAAUAGGCUUUUCACGCCGAUUUCGCUGAACGCCGCUGCUGGGCUAUUGACUACAAUUAUCAACGUCUGCGCUUCUCAGCGGGGAGAUUGGUCUGUGAUGGCUAUCGUCACUACUGUCGCCACUGGGGCGACUCUUAUUAUCUCUCUGGCACUGUUGUGUUUCUAUAAAUUUCACCUUCUGGAAAAGAUCAAACGAGAUGACGCGGUCUUCACUUUUGUUUUGCCUUCGUCGAGGCCAGAAUAG
Molecule: messenger RNA, 690 nt
Organism: Penicillium odoratum
Lineage: Eukaryota; Fungi; Ascomycota; Eurotiomycetes; Eurotiales; Aspergillaceae
Exons: 2
Coding region: 1-690 (229 amino acids)
Source: RefSeq, a predicted model, not a curated record